AGGGGCACCGUGGUUUUAGAAAGAGUUUGUUAAGCGCGAGCUGUCACACGGGGCAGCGAGUCAGGGACUGCGGAGCAUCGCGCGAUGCAUUGUCUGACACGAAUAACGGGUGCGUUUUGACACUUGAGACGCCUUGAUCGCGGAAAGCGUUCCGAUGCUAUGACAGUCGCUUCUCUUAAGGUAUUUCGUAUACCUUUAUUUUAACGCUAAAGACCGCGCGUCCUCGUCUGCCGUUACCCGGAUACUGCUCUUUGCAACAAGUGGGGAUUUUGGUGCGCAGACCGCGAUCCAGCUGUCAUGGAGGAGCAAAAGGAUCAAAACAGCCGUGAUUCGACCGAGUCCGAGAGCGUCUCGCUCUCCCCCAACAUACCGUCUCCUCCGAUUUUACCUCACCAGGCUGCGCAGCAAGCCCACAGAACCACGAACUUUUUCAUCGACAACAUCCUAAGGCCAGAUUUCGGCUGCAAGAAAGACCUCGGGAGCAGGGACCGGGCGCAGACCUCGGGCAGGGAGAACGUUAACCCCAUGGUGAUAAGGCCGUCGCACAACAGCAGCCUCUGCCAGGAUUCGAACUGCAGCAGCGACAGCACUUCUUCGUCCUCGUCUUCUUCUUCUUCCUCGCCGUCCUCGAAGCAGAGCUCCGCGAAGCUCGUCGAGGGAAACGGAACUACCGCGGCAAGGUACGGGGAGAAUACGACGUCGAUAAUGGUGGUGAACACUAACGGGGGAACUCAGCAAGCGAAAGAAUCACAGCCUUUACUAUGGCCUGCGUGGGUGUACUGCACCAGGUACUCGGACAGACCUUCAUCUGUUUCUACACUAGGCCCAAGGACACGAAAAUUGAAAAAGAAGAAAAGCGAGAAGGAAGACAAGCGACCGAGAACCGCUUUCACGGCUGAACAGCUGCAGAGACUUAAAGCCGAGUUUCAGGCGAAUCGGUACAUCACGGAGCAGCGGAGACAGUCGCUGGCCCAGGAACUCAACCUCAAUGAGUCGCAAAUAAAAAUCUGGUUCCAGAAUAAGAGGGCCAAAAUCAAAAAGGCCUCCGGCUAUAAGAACGGCCUCGCUCUUCAGCUCAUGGCUCAAGGACUCUACAACCAUUCCACAACAACAGUUCAAGAAGAAAAAGAAGAUAGCGAAUAAAAGUGGCCCGGCUUUCUCUCCUAACAACAACAAGAACAAAAAAAAAGGCCAUGGACGCUGUCGCCGGCGAAAGUGAUUUUUCAUAUUUUUUAUGAAUCAAAGGAAACGUCUUCGACUUCUGCGAAACGAAGAUGCGAUAUUUAAGCAAAUUUCUGUUUUAUCAUACAGUAUAUGGACAUGCAUCUAAAUACGAACACUAUGAAAAUUUAUAUAUAGCCAAAACUGUAAGAUGUGUAUAUUUAAUUCCAGGUAAGGGGACGUCUAUAUUGCUCCUUACUUGCUGAAUAUUUCUAACGUUUCUCCUCCUUUCCCGAUGUGGUUGCUCUCCGUUCCAGUAGGCCUAAGUGUCAGGCUUGUUAGAGUUUUUUGUGAUAGCCCUGUCUCUUAAAUCCCUUAUCUCCCAGUUCUUCAAAUGCGUGACUGAACCAACGCUUCAAGCCAAAGAUUUUAAUAUGUUCAGAUUAUGUUGUCUGAAAUAAAAAAGGUAGAAUGUG
Messenger RNA from Puntigrus tetrazona (Sumatra barb), 1637 nucleotides. It is a transcript of the gene en1b, whose product is annotated as engrailed homeobox 1b. Gene Ontology annotation, cellular component: nucleus. The record is from RefSeq and is a predicted model, not a curated record. Lineage: Eukaryota; Metazoa; Chordata; Actinopteri; Cypriniformes; Cyprinidae. The transcript is spliced from 2 exons. Bases 298 to 1143 code for a protein of 281 amino acids. Gene Ontology annotation, biological process: regulation of transcription by RNA polymerase II; neuron differentiation; multicellular organism development. Gene Ontology annotation, molecular function: DNA-binding transcription factor activity, RNA polymerase II-specific; RNA polymerase II cis-regulatory region sequence-specific DNA binding.